Messenger RNA from Girardinichthys multiradiatus, 6631 nucleotides. It is a transcript of the gene rab27b, whose product is annotated as RAB27B, member RAS oncogene family. The transcript has 6 exons. The record is from RefSeq and is a predicted model, not a curated record. Gene Ontology annotation, biological process: positive regulation of exocytosis; melanosome transport. Gene Ontology annotation, cellular component: secretory granule; melanosome. Lineage: Eukaryota; Metazoa; Chordata; Actinopteri; Cyprinodontiformes; Goodeidae. Bases 530 to 1186 code for a protein of 218 amino acids. Gene Ontology annotation, molecular function: GTP binding; GTPase activity.
GACCAGCAAACAAGAUCAGACGGAGAAAGACACUACAGAUGAAGCAGAGGACCAGAGACACAGCCCAGCUGAUCAACUGCAUUAAAAAGAGGAUCAAACCAUGUGCACUGAAAGGACUGUGGCUCGAAAUUGAGAGUCUGAUUUCAUCCACAGCCUAUUUAUCCAGACAACAGAAGUGAACUUGAUUGGUGAACAACUGAUUGCUCUAAGUUUCAGGCUUCUGGAAGUCCUGAAUCAACCUGAGUUAUACCUCUGGGAUUUUCUUCAAUUCUUCAGCCUCUGGAAGCUACUGUCUUCUGAGACAUAUGACAACAAAAAUCUUGUUUAACCAUCGAAACCUGGAGCAUCGGUGCCUGUCCACUCACAGGAAGAAAACUGAAGAUUAAGUUGUCUGUCCUUCAAGAAGUGUACUCGUUGUUUCGUGAAGAAACAUCUCCAUCGGUUGCAUGGAUGAGCCUCCUUCUUCAAAGCCUCUCCAAACUCACUAGUUUCAGCAUCAGGAGAAGACAGGUUUAUUGCAGUCAUCACUAUGACUGAUGGGGAUUAUGACUACCUUAUAAAGCUCCUUGCCCUGGGGGACUCCGGCGUGGGGAAGACUACGUUCCUGUACCGCUACACAGACAACAAGUUCAACCCCAAGUUCAUCACCACAGUUGGCAUCGACUUCAGGGAAAAGAGAGUGGUCUACACAGCAUCAAACCCGAAUGGAACAACCGCAGGGAAAACAUUCAAGGUCCAUCUUCAGCUCUGGGACACGGCGGGACAGGAGAGGUUUCGCAGCCUGACCACAGCAUUCUUCAGGGAUGCCAUGGGUUUCCUGCUGAUGUUUGACCUCACCAGCCAGCAGAGCUUUCUGAACGUCAGAAACUGGAUGAGCCAACUUCAGGCCAACGCCUACUGUGAGAACCCGGAUAUCGUUCUGGUUGGGAACAAGGCCGACCUGGCUGAUCAGCGGGAGGUUCAGGAGAAACAGGCCAAGGAGCUGGCUGACAAAUAUGGGAUCCCAUACUUUGAGACCAGUGCAGCAACUGGAGCGGAGGUGGACAAGGCAGUGAUAACUCUGUUAGAUCUGGUAAUGAAGAGGAUGGAGCAGUGUGUCGACAAACCCCCGGCCGAUCCAGCCAACGGGAACGGGGCCACCAAGCUUGAAGAGGGACAGCCCAAUGAGAAGAGAUGCGCAUGUUAAAUCAGGAGAUGCUCCUCUGCUGUCUGUUCUCUCGUCCUCACUUGCCGUCCAUCUUCAUUUUUCCUCUGUCUGUUCUGAUAGCAUGUUUCUCCUCUUCACUCUAAAAAUCAACAUGAGCCAUCUUCUCUUCUGGCUCUUUUCAUCAUUGUAUCCAUUCCUGUCUGCAACUCUGAUGAUGAUCAAACUCUCUCUAGUAGACAUUCAAGGUAAUGCAGCCUCAGCCUGUCAACCUUGAGAAGGAAAUUUAAACAGGAGGGGACGCGCAUUGUCACUGUUGGACACAUAAUGUGCCUCGCUGAAAACCUGCAGCCUGGGAAUUAAACUCUGAAUUCUCCCUGUUUCUCUCUUUGCUUUGCAUUCUGAUCAUUUAAUAGAUCUGAACAGGCAAUGUGAGCUUAAAAUUCAACUUUUUACCUAUUCAUCUGCUCAUGACUUCAUAGCAGGGAAAAGGUUGAACUUUGUGUCACGUUUGGGCCAAACAGAGUUUAAUACCAGGCUGUGUGAAUAAAGCUGUUUCUCCUGUACCACACUGAGGAUUAGUGGGACCAAAGUGUUUAAUUAUAUUUCUUUGUUUCUCUCUGUUAUGUGCUGGACCUGUAUCAACCACACAUUAGAGCUACCAGAGAAGCUUUGUUUUAGACAUUUUCUGAACUUGUGCCAAAUGGGUUUUGUAUUAAUUGCCGUUGUUGGGAGUCUUUAACACAGAAAUCAGUGGCUCCAGCAGUGUUUCAGAACAUAAAACUGUUUAUGAUGUCUAUUUUGUGACUAAUUGCGUUUUUAUUUUUUGUUUAUAUAAGCUUUUUUAACUAAUCUAUGGGCACUUUAUACUGUGUGUUUCAGCUUCAGCCGAAAUAAGCUGCCCAGAAAAAAAAGUAUAAGACCUACUAUUACGUUUAGUUUAAAAUAAACAAAAAUAGAAACACAGAUUGAUCUGAAUUAAGCAAAAAGGAGAUCAUCUUCCUCUUACAGUUUUUAGAAAAACAUUGCAAAUUGUAGUCCAAAAUGAUGCAAGGGCAGUUAACCAUCACUAAAUGUUGAAUUGCAGAUAGAAAGUGGUACAGAGCUGAUGAUUAGCUUAGCAGUUAGCUUCUAUAGCUGCUAGCAUGAUGCUAAUGUUACUCACCAGACAACACUUAACAGACCGAAUUAUUAUUUGAUAAAAUAUUAAUAUCAAAUAAUUUAUUCAUAAUAAUGCAUAAUGAUGCAAUAUUAUCAUUUAAUCUUAUUUAUGUCUGAGAACCAAGGAUUAUCUGGAAGAAUCUGAAAAUGAAGUUAAGUUAGUCUUAGAACUAACUAUUACAUCUGCAGCUCAAUGUUUUGUUUAAAGAAAGUUUAGUUCAUAUUUCUUGAUUAUCUUUUGUUUUAGUUCCUGCUGUGUGGACAUUUUUCCAGCUCACUAACUUCACUGACAUGAUAAAGGUCAAGCUAUCCUAGUUUAGCAGCUCUUAUUUUUCACUUGUAAUCUGAAAACAUUCAAAAAAUUACAGUGGCUCUUAACGUUUAACCGUUGUUAAAAUGAGAGGUUUUUGUAAUGAGACGAUGAUAAAACCUUUUCUGCCAUUACUGUAAGAUUUAUCCAGUACAAUUUAGCUCUGAUUCUGAGGACAUCUCUUGUCCACAGCUUUCGUCGGGUACAUGGUGUCAUGCACCUGUAGGAAAACCCAAUUCUAUCUGAAGGAAAGUAACCCCAGAUCAUGAUGCUGUCACCACUGUGUUUUACUGUGGGUAUAGUGCUUUCUUUGUGCCAAAUAUAUCUUUUAUAGCUGUGGCACCACAGUUCAGUGUUGGUUUCAUCAGACCAUGACACAUUCUCUUACAAAGCCUUGUAAGCUCUUGGGCGGGCCUGGAUGUUUUUUUGGGAAGAAAAGGAUUCUGUUAUCCAAACGUACUCCUUUGUCUAGACAUAUGGAGAAUACAGAGGAUUGUUGUAGAACACAACCAGAACUUGCUUUGCUGAUGUUGCUAUUGCCCCAUAUUUUUUUUAAUUACUGAUGUCUCUUUGUUUCUUUGCACUGUUCUCCAUACUGACACAUUUGUACAGUGAGAUUUUUCAGGGUCUAAUUUUUUUUAAACACAAAAACCUUUCAUUUUCACAGGGUGUUAAACACUUUUGAGAUCCACUAUCAUUCUUGUUUUAUUUAUAUGUUGUAAUGGUAUGUAUAUGUUAUUAUUGUGGAUAUCCACCACAAAUGGUCAUUUAAAAUUAAACAAGUUCAGUUAACAUAAUUUAUUUUUAAACAGAUUAAAAAGUCUCAUCAGCUAAUGUAGCAUUGUUGCUAAGCAGUUAGCUUUGAUAACUGAUAGCGGGAUGCUAAUGUAACAACAGUAGCUCAAGGAUUUGUUUAAAGAUUGUUUGCAUUUUCAUUCUAACUGAAAAAUAAAAAUUUCAGAUUUUGCUUUAUGUACAUUUAUUUUGUUUCUUUCCACCAACUCAUCAAAUAUGUAUCCCACAGAAGGCACUAGCAUGCUAAAUACAGACUAACUUAACAUAGCCAGCUAGCAAUUUUUAGCACAAGACUCAAUAAGUGACAGAAUUGAGUAGAAUUGUUAUCAUUAGGUAAUGUGUAUGCUUUGAUAAUUAGAGUGCAUUUCCAUAGCAAAUAAACUGUAGUUUAAAAUGAUUAAAGCUCAGUUAACAUAAUUACAUUUACCUAAUGUAGCUUCAGUGCAACACAGUUGGCUUCAAGGAAUGGAACAAGGAAGUCAAUGUAACAACAGCAUCUCAAGAUUUGUGCUCAUCUGUCUUUUAGCUAUUUUAUAGUCUUUUUCAGCUGCCUCACUAACUUAUUUUAUCCAUAGCACCUAAAAUGUUAAGCUAGCUUAGCUUAGCCAGCUCCUUGUUUUCGCGUGAACCUGAGAACAUACAUGAAAUUAAUUAAACCUACAUUGUUUGGUACUUUGUAAAAAUAUGAAUGUGUUAUAACUGUGGAUGUCCAUUACAACUAUUCAUACAAAAAUAUAAAUGCUCAGUUUAGGCUGUUGUUAAUUUUGUUCUUUUGCGAUUUUGUAUUUUAUGUUGUUUCAUACCAGACUUUUUUAAAUACAAAUUGUCCUUUUGACUGCAGGUUGUUUGGUACCGACUGAUUUUUAUAAACAUUUGUCUCCCUCAUUCAUGAAAAUACUUGACUACAAAAAAUACAUUUAUAUUUCAUGGUUUAGGUACAUGGGUGCAAAUGGUUUGUUUACAAGUAUGAAACGGAUGUUGGAAAGCACAAAAUGGCAAUGCGUUGGUUUAUAAUGGACGAAUGAACUGGCAAAAGGGAGACUGACCCUGGGCUCUCACUGCUAAAUUUAAUUAAAUUAAAUUUUUCAUUGACCUUUCUUAAAAAAGGAAAUCCUUUCAGUUACUGCCUUUUGUACAGUUUAUUCAGAUAAUUUGUCUUGAACCAUCGUACAUUUUUAUUCUACAGCAGUGUGCUCAAAAUUAAGCUUGCAUAUUUUAGCUUGCUGCCAUGUUUUGGGGUUUUUUUGUAGCCCAGAUCUCAAAGGAGACAUUAGAAUUGGCAUUGUUUGAUACUCUGUGUGCUUUAAUAUUACAAAUAACUGUGCACGUUAUAAAAUUAAAUUAAACUUAUUUUAUUGACCCCAUCUGAGUGUAGGGUGCAGAAAUGUUUCAGUCAGCAACCCAGAGACAAAGGAUUAUCGAUUAAAACCUGUAAGGUGAUUAAUAGAAGAUUUUGACACCAUGUUUAGACAGCCACAUGUUUUAGAAAUGUCAGCUUUAACAUAAUUUUGGUGACUUGCUGUCAAUGCGACUACUGUAUUUUUAACACACCAACAAAUAUAAUUCUUGGCCUUAAAAAUAUCUUUAUUAUUGAAGCUGGAGGAAAUCUGGCUUUAAUGCUAUGGAAAAGGUUCAGGGAUGUUCAGCGUUUUAGAAAAAUCAGAACUUAUGGAAAAAAAUGAAUUAGAAACUUUCCAAACUGAAAAAAAACAAACACUUUCUCUACAUUUUGGAGGAUGUGAAGCUUCAACCUCAGCUUUUUUAAAGAUAUGUUGUGAAUUGUGAAGUAUUGUAAAGCAGGAAUUAAUUUUAAGAAAAUCAUAUUGUUUUGGUGCCUAACAUGGUACUCCUUUGCAUGAGAAAAAUGUUCAGAACAUUUCUCUCUGUCAUUUGUAUGCUGUAAAUUUUCCCUGGAAUGGAUCAAGUUGGGGUUGCUUAAUGUUGAUUUUCACCUAAUAACCAUAUUUGCCUUUUCAUGUUUUAAAUUACUGACAUUUCCUACUUAUAAAAUUAUUCAAUUCCCUGUUAAAAUGUUAAUUUUGACUCCUCUUAGGUUAACCUAUGAGCAUUGCUAAUUUGGAAAAUGUGUAUUUUUCCAGCUUCUUCUGGCUGAUAUCAAGUAAUAGAAGUUUGUUGUGAGUUGAUCCAUCCUUGUGUGCAUAAGUAUCCUUCCAUGGUCUGAGAUUCCAGCCAUCGUGGACAGUUUUUCUUCACUUUUCUCCACAAACAUUACCACAUCAUUAUCUUACCGCUACUGUGCAUCACUGUUGGUUUUAUUACUACACUUUUUAAAACCCAUAAUUUUCUUUUUACUGUUUUUUGGGAACAAUUAUUGUGAUUUAGCUGUGUAUAAUAAGGCUCGAAGAUUGCACAAAACCCAAGUUUGUUGCUGCAACAAUAAUUCUGUGGAAUACUUUCCAUGUUGAGUGAAGGUCAUUGCAUGUGUUUGUGUUAACCCCAAGUUAUCUGUGUUGGAGUAUUUGAAAAUAAUCUGCAUAUUGAAUAGACACAAAUCAACAUGAAAUACUGAAUGGUUUAAGUAAUUGAAAAAACAAUUGUAUAGCUAGAAGUGACACCAAAUUUAGCCCCCAAAACCAUUUACCAGUCUGUUUCCUUGCAUGAGAAACUUUAAAAAUAAAUCUAUAGAACAGUUCAACUCAAAUUAAUGCCUUGUAAUCAUGACGAUCUUUUCAUACAGUUAUGCUAUUGGCUCCAUUGCCGGUCAUCAUUUCUUUCUUUUUAAGUCUGUAAAGAUGUCUCCCUUUAGCAAUACGUUUUGCUUUAUGUAUUUGAUCGACUUUGGGGUUCUUCUCAACACAUCUGUCAACUUGAAAACCUGAACAUUGCUUUUCUGUUUAUUUCCAUGUUGUGCUUGUUAAAACAUGUCUGUCUGAUCUACUGUAAAGUUUGUGAACUGCUGAAUGGUUUUGAUCCACAGAUUCCUUAGUGGUGCCGAACGAGAGCAGAAGUCCUGAGGUUUUUGUGCCACAUUUAACAGAAAUAGUUUGAAGUGCAUCUAAGAGCUUUUAAUUUUGACACCCUCUCUGUGACUUUUCUCUGAUGCCUGCAGUUUAUACUCGUUUGUUAAGUUAUCAGUGUGUGUAUCAAUGCCUGUUUGUUGCACUGUAAGAGCAUGUUUGACACAAUGAGAAUGGAAUGAUAUGAGAUGCAUUGUGUUCUUGGUGCCAGAGCUGAUAAUAAAUCUGUUGGUUUUAUCCUGA